Messenger RNA from Nilaparvata lugens (brown planthopper), 948 nucleotides. RefSeq names its product putative ATP synthase subunit f, mitochondrial (gene ATPsynF). The coding region runs from base 420 to 746 and encodes 108 amino acids. Gene Ontology annotation, molecular function: proton-transporting ATP synthase activity, rotational mechanism. Lineage: Eukaryota; Metazoa; Arthropoda; Insecta; Hemiptera; Delphacidae. The transcript is spliced from 4 exons. The record is from RefSeq and is a predicted model, not a curated record. Gene Ontology annotation, biological process: proton motive force-driven mitochondrial ATP synthesis.
UUCAUGUUCAUUGUGUACCGGUAGGUACCCUACCUAUAUUUCAAACAAGGUCGUUUAAUGUUAUUCUAUUUAUUUAUUUUCUGUACUUUUCAAUACCUGUUGACAGUUGUAGAGUGUUUUGGCUUGAAAAUAAUCAUUUGAAUUGAAUCGAAUUAAUCCGUUUUUGACAAAAAUCUUGAAUUAAAAAUGCUCUUCAAUAAAAGAAUGAAUGCUUGAGAGAAUUUAAAUUUUAGCGGUAUUGAUUAGGUUAAUCUCGAAAUCUUACUAACAAUGCUUCAAGUAGUCGACUUUUUAAACUCGAUACUUGGUUCAUUCCGUCUCGACUCUCGAUAUCUGGAAAAUUACAUUCAGGCAAAGGCAAAGGCUGAAUCCAUUACCAUUGCCCAUUUUUCCAUUCCACGUAUUUUCUGAAAAGAAAAAUGGAUAAACUUGGAUUUUAUCCAGCAGGGUAUGAUUCCAAGAUCCAUGGACCAUAUGAUCCAUCACGAUACUAUGGAAAACCUGACACACCUUUCGGCCAAGUGAAACUCGGAGAAAUGGGUCAGUGGCUCGCCAGAAGGAACAAGAGCCCCAUCGCCAUGGUGCAAGCUUGUGGCAGAGCUUACUGGCGGUGGAGUUUCAAAUACUAUUACGCCAGGAAGAGUGGGCCUGCUCCCUACAUCCAGAUGAUUUCUGGCGUUAUGCUCUUCUUCUACGCAAUUAACUAUGGAAAAAUAAAGAACCACUGCGCCCAGAAAUAUCAUUAAUCAUUUUAAUUUGCCAUAGUUCUCAACUUCAACUGGUUAAUAAUUAUAAUAGUGAAUGUAAUUAGGAAGUAUUAUCGAAAUUAUGUCAUUCAUUUUGAAUAAAUGAGUAAGAACGAACCACUAAGAACUCAAGAUAUUGGGAAAUGUAAUUGGUAUAAAUCUAAUGUUGGAGAAUAAAUAAAUCUUUGUGUUGAAAUUGUGA